Messenger RNA from Drosophila novamexicana, 808 nucleotides. Its product is annotated as histone H3-like centromeric protein cid. Lineage: Eukaryota; Metazoa; Arthropoda; Insecta; Diptera; Drosophilidae. Bases 122 to 808 code for a protein of 228 amino acids. The transcript has a single exon. The record is from RefSeq and is a predicted model, not a curated record. Gene Ontology annotation, cellular component: nucleosome. Gene Ontology annotation, molecular function: DNA binding; protein heterodimerization activity; structural constituent of chromatin.
UCAUAUGUUAGAGUUUUGCUGAACUAUGCUCAAAAAGGCGGGAAUUAGAUUUUUGUGUAUAUUACAGCGAACCAAAGGCUAUAAGUUCUUAAGUGUAGGCAAUUUGUAAUUUGAAUUCAUAAUGCGACCACGCACUGUAAAGAGUUCAACUCAGAAAAAGAAGAAAUCGGAAUCGCAUUUAGAUAAUGAUGAGGAUUCAUAUGAGGAAACUGCAUUUCGAACACCAGAUCGUGAAAACGAAACCGACUACGGAUUGGAGUUUACUACAAGCCGUUUGGCUGAAAUGAACACAUCUCCACGUCGGUGCUCUACGCUACGCAAAAACGUUCCAAAAGACCAUCGUCGUGAUCUAGACACAUCCGAAGGCGACAGUGAUUCAGAGAAUCAGCCACCGGCAGUACGACAAACACCCCGAAAGCUGCCGCUAAAAACACCCGCAGCGAGUAUGAGUAAGAAACAUCAGCCGCCACUAACAUCAAGACCUGGCUCGAGGCGCAAACAAAAUAAACCGGAGCGUCGUAUACAAAAAUUGAACCGCGAAAUUGAACGGUUACAAAAGCAUCCAGGCUUUAUGAUACCGCGUUUACCUUUCGCGCGUUUGGUGCGCGAAAUUAUGAUGAAAUAUACUUUAACGCCCUUUAUGAUAACUAUGGGUGCCCUGGAGGCUAUACACACCGCGACAGAAAUGUACAUAACCCAGCGCUUCCAGGAUGCCUACUUACUGACCCAGUAUCGCGGCCGUGUCACGUUAGAGGUGCGCGACAUGGCGUUGGUGGCAUAUUUCUGCAAAUCCUAUGGUAAUCUUUGA